CAAGGGUCUCCUCAGCGACAGUGAACGCGCUUUUUCCGCACAGGUUUAGGUGAUUGCAACGUGCCGAGGUUAACCAUGGCUUCUGAUGAACCAAAAGCAAAGAAACAAAAAGUUUCCGCGGAGAAGAAGACGGAGUCUCCGACCAAAAAGACUCAUGCAGAACUAAGCCCUAAUUCACUCUUUGGGAUGGGAAACCCCUUACUGGACAUCAUUGCUGUUGUGGACAAGGACUUCUUGGACACUUACUCUCUGAAACCCAACGACCAGAUCCUGGCAGAGGACCAACACAAAGCACUAUUUGAGGAGAUGGUGAAGAAGUUCAAAGUUGAGUACCACGCUGGAGGAGCCACGCAGAACUCCAUAAAGAUCGCUCAGUGGAUGAUCCAAGAACCCCAUAACAUCGGGACGUUCUUUGGCUGCAUCGGCAAGGACAAGUUUGGGGAUAUCCUGAAGGAGAAGGCGAAAGCCACCCACAUCGACGCCCACUACUACGAGCAAGACGAAGAGCCCACAGGGACGUGUGCUGCGUGCAUCACGGGAGAUAACCGGUCUCUGGUAGCUAACCUAGCCGCAGCUAACUGUUAUAAGAAGGACAAGCAUCUCGACCUGGAGGAAAACUGGAAGCUGGUGGAAAAAGCUAAAGUCUACUAUAUUGCUGGUUUCUUCUUGACCGUCUCGUUGGAGUCCAUCCUGAAAGUGGCGAAGCAUGCGUCUGAAAACAACAAGCUGUUUUGCAUGAACCUCUCGGCGCCUUUCAUCUGUCAGUUCUUCAAGGACAACCUCAUGCAGGUCAUGCCCUACGUGGAUGUGCUGUUCGGCAAUGAGACGGAGGCGACAGCAUUCGCUAAAGAGCAAAACUUUAAGACCGAGGACAUAAAGGAAAUUGCCAAGAAGGCCCAGGCUUUGCCCAAAGUCAACACAAAGAGGCAGAGGAUUGUAGUUUUGACUCAGGGAAAGGAUGAAACUGUGUGCCAAAGUGACACAGUUGAGACCUUCCCCGUACUGAAGAUUGACCCCAAGGACAUUGUUGACACAAACGGUGCAGGUGAUGCCUUUGUAGGAGGUUUUCUAUCUGAGCUGGUCAUGGACAAACCAAUGGACCAGUGCGUGAAGGCGGCACACUACGCCGCCAACGUCAUCAUCAGACGGGCAGGUUGCACCUUCCCAGAAAAACCUGACUUCAAGUAAGGGAGUCUGAAACGAGUCCAUCUGCCCGAAACCUCCUUCUGGCCCCGACAACCACAACUCCGGCCCCUCGAAAUUUCCUUUACAAUUUUUAGUCUGGUUCCUCCUGACAAGUGGGCCUGUGUCUGUUCCCCUGCCGCAAUUGGCUAGAGCCGACUGAAUAUUAGUUUAUAUUUAAACUACCAAAAAAGAAUCAUGACGACCUCACAGGAUGUGAUCAUUUUUACACGGACAAUCUAAAUGGGUUUUUAUGGAUAUUUUUGUUUCUGAAUGUUUUCUGGCUCUCUGACUGCCGACAUUCGGCACAAGAAGCUACUUCCACAAUGGGAGACACGUUGUAUUCACAGGGGACUGAUAAACAGAAUAUCAGUCCACCAAGGUUUUGGAUGCUGCAUUGAGAUGUGCAGUAGUGAUUUGUUUUAGGUGCAUUUUCCAAAAUGACUUAUUCCUGAUAAUGAGGGUUUGUACUUGUUUGGAUUUAAUUUAACAGGCCAGUUAUGAAACCAAAUGAUUUUCUUCUAAGUGAACGCUUAUGAAAUGUGGGAAAGCUCCUGCCCACUAAUUUAUGUGAUGGCUGUUAAAGGUUGUUGUUGCCUUGUACACUUCAUUUGUUUUUGGGGUGGAUGCCUCCAGUCACAUGUGCCUUUUUUUUUUUUUCCUCUUUCCUUCCUCUUUAAAUGUUAAGAGGCCAGCUGGUGUUGUGUGAACCGGCAUCUGGUGGUACAAGGAAACCUUUUGAAACUAGAACAGUGAUUAGAAAUGGUGGCGGAGUAGAAAAACCUUUUUCAAAAGUAUGUAUGGUAAAAUAAAUGUUUAAUUGUUCUCUGUCAGAGGAAUACAUCGGGUAAAUAAAACUUUACCGUUGAUUCAGUUAGUUCUAAAUUAGUGGCCUGUGUUAUUUUUCUAUCUAUGUUUCACCUAAACUCAAGACUGAUUUCAUGAUUUGUGUUAACGGUUACAAAACAAAGUGUGUAAUGAGUAAAAUUCAUUCUUGGACCACACUUGUGAUUUAGGCCCAAACUUUUCAAAUCAUUACAUUACAUUAUGCAAAUCAUCUGCAUUAGACUUUGUGGUGUGUUGUCAUCUGCGCCACAUUGAAUACAACUAUCCUGAAUUUAGGUGUAGUCUAAAUAUAAGUCUGUUUUUGAAAACCGGAGUUCGGUCUGUUACUUGUACAUGUUCCAAUACACCAAUAAGCCUUCAGUGACUGAAUAUUCCCCGUCUCAGUGGCACUCGAGUUUCCCGUCUUUGCUGAACUGUCGUGCCACAAAUUCAUGAAUAAAAUAUACAACCAUC
Molecule: messenger RNA, 2481 nt
Organism: Gasterosteus aculeatus aculeatus (three-spined stickleback)
Lineage: Eukaryota; Metazoa; Chordata; Actinopteri; Perciformes; Gasterosteidae
Product: adenosine kinase
Biological process (GO): purine nucleobase metabolic process; purine ribonucleoside salvage
Cellular component (GO): cytosol; nucleus
Molecular function (GO): adenosine kinase activity
Source: RefSeq, a predicted model, not a curated record